This is a messenger RNA of Chelonoidis abingdonii (Abingdon island giant tortoise), 6697 nucleotides long. NCBI's taxonomy places the organism in Eukaryota, Metazoa, Chordata, Testudines, Testudinidae. The record is from RefSeq and is a predicted model, not a curated record.
UCGUUUUUUAAUCUCAGCAGGUGAUACAUGCUACUUUCUUAUCAGCCCUGAAGAUGUUGGAUGUUGGAAAAUGGCCAAUUUUUGCUCUCUGCUCUCAAGAAGAACUGAAGUUAAUUCGUCAAGCCUGUGUAUUUGGCAGUGCUGGUAAUGAAGUGUUGUAUGCAACUGAAAAUGAUGAGGUGUUUGUGCUUGGCACCAACUGCAGUGGCUGUUUGGGAACAGGCGACAUUCAGAGCACUAUUGAACCACAGAGAUUAGAUACUUUAUGUGGCAAAAAGAUAGCCUGUCUGAGCUAUGGAAGUGGUCCUCAUGUUGUUAUUACUACUGCAGAAGGAGAAGUGUACACAUGGGGCCAUAAUGCUUAUAGUCAACUGGGCAAUGGUACAACAAAUCAUGGUUUAGUUCCCUGUCAAGUCUCUACUAACUUGGUAAACAAGAAAGUAAUUGAAGUCGCCUGUGGCUCUCACCAUUCCAUGGUGUUAACAUCUGAUGGAGAGGUGUAUGCAUGGGGUUAUAAUAAUUCAGGACAGGUUGGAUCUGGUUCAACAGCUAAUCAGCCAAUUCCUCGAAGAGUUACCAGCUGCCUACAAAAUAAGAUAGCUGUUAAUAUAGCUUGUGGACAGAUGUGUUCAAUGGCUGUUGUAGAAAAUGGGGAGGUCUAUGUCUGGGGUUACAAUGGUAAUGGCCAGCUUGGAUUGGGCAGCAGUGGUAAUCAGCCAACGCCUUGUAGAAUAGCUGCUUUGCAAGGCAUUCGUGUGCAGCGGGUUGCCUGUGGCUAUGCACAUACAUUAGUGCUAACAGAUGAAGGUCAGCUGUAUGCAUGGGGAGCCAAUUCGUAUGGUCAGUUAGGCACUGGCAAUAAAAGUAACCAGUCUUACCCUGCACCAGUUACUGUUGAUAAGGACAGAGUUAUAGAAAUUGCAGCCUGCCAUUCUGUUCACACUUCUGCUGCUAAAACCCAGGGUGGCCAUGUGUAUAUGUGGGGUCAGUGCCGUGGCCAGUCUGUGAUUCUUCCACACCUUACGCACUUUGCCUGCACAGAUGAUGUGUUUGCUUGUUUUGCCACUCCUGCUGUGACAUGGCGUCUCCUAUCAGUAGAACCUGAUGACCACCUAACAGUAGCCCAAUCACUGAAGAAGGAAUUUGACAACCCUGACACUGCAGACUUGAAGUUUCUAGUGGAUGGAAAAUAUAUUCAUGUUCAUAAAGUCCUUCUCAAAAUUAGGUGUGAGCAUUUUCGUUCCAUAUUAAAUAACAAUGAUGAUGAUGUUAUAGAAAUGAGUGAAUUCUCUUAUCAAGUUUACCGAGCCUUCCUGGAAUAUCUGUACACAGACAGCAUCAGUCUCCCUCCUGAGGAUGCAAUAGGGCUGCUAGAUUUGGCAACAUUCUAUAGAGAAAAUAGAUUGAAAAAGCUUUGCCAGCAAAUUAUCAAACAAAGCAUUUGUGAGGAGAAUGCAAUUGCUCUUCUUUCAGCUGCAGUCAAAUAUGAAGCUGAGGACUUAGAAGAAUUUUGCUUCAGGUUUUGUAUAAACCACUUGACUGUAGUUACACAAACUACAGGCUUUGCAGAAAUGGACCAUGACCUCUUGAAGAACUUCAUUAGCAAAGCAAGCAAAGUAGGAGCUUUUAAAAACUGAAGAAUGCUUGCUGCAAAGGAAGAUUCUUUCAUGGGAACACUUCCCCUUUGAAAAACUUAUCAGCACUCAGAAUGCCUGAAAGAAAAGAGGACAACAUCCAUUAAAGUCAGUGUCACUGUCGAUGGGCAGAUUUAGUAAGCUUCCAAGUAAUGCACAAGCUUUGUGAAGAUGGGUAUAAUAUAGAAUAAACAAUAGAUAUAAACAAUCUGCCAACAACUUAGGUUUAAAAAAAAAAUCCUAAUGGAAUAAUUAAGUUUUCUGUUAAAAUCAAGUGGAAUGGUCACUAUUUUCCAUUUGUAGUCCUUGUUUUUUUUUCCAUGAAAUAUUUUCAAAAACAGCUCUUUAACAUCUUCAUCUGAGUUUACUGGAUAGCAUGAAGCUGGCUGUUGCUAAAGCUUCAUUAUGCACCUUUAAGGUCAAUGAAAGUAAAUGUUCUAAAAGAAGGUUCCUUUCUGGUUAAUUUAUCACACCCUCUAGAGAAGUGUUGAGAUAGAAGCUUGUUUUGCUAAAUAUAGGAUAAAGGAAUACAUCAUAAAAAUCCCUCUUAAAAGAACCAGUAAUAUAAAGGAAAAGCCACAGAAUGGAUACUUUGUACAUUAGGAGCAGCAAAGGCUCAAGAGAAGACUAUGCUGAAUUUAAGUAAGUAUGAAGGACUUAUUUUAAAGGGCUAGUUUUUAGUUCUUGGCUCUUAAAGUCAUUUUCUCAGACAAAAAACAAUUGGUUCUUUUUUCCAAGUACUCUAUCUCACCUUUCCAGUGGAACAGUAAUUUCUAAUUGGUUUUGUCACGUAAUGAGUUAUUUCACUGUUAGUUUUGCUGCUCAGAAAUGCACCUCUUCACCUGCCAUGAAAAAUAAACUCAAACUCAACAAAAAGGAAUUAUCCGUUGACUUUUCUGCAAGUGUUUACAGAUAAGACAGGUGCUUGACAUGAAUUAUGUGUGUGGGAGGAGGGAUAGGGGAAGUUAUAAAUCAAUUCAAUGAUUAAAUCAUGAAAGUUAAAAUCAGUCUUUUCAAGUGGUAACCAGGUGCCAUUCAAACACUUGCUAAAGCAAUAGGUGGAGGAGGUUUCAGUAUGCUAUGCUUGCAUGGAAAGACUUUUGCACUGUAACACAGGAUGUUGAGAUUAUAAAAUAUUUAUCAGUUUUGGUUUCUGUUAUGAUACAGAAGACUUAUUUGCAUGUAAAUUACUUAAUCUAAUUUCUGUUAAAAGAAUAGGUGAACUGGCUUCAAAAACUGAUGGGCUAGUGGUUAGGACACCACACUAGCCUUGCUCUGUCAUAGACAUCCUUUGUACCCUUGGGCACGUCUACACAGCAGCUGGGAGAUGUAAUUCCUAGUUCUGGUUCCAUACACCUGCUAGCUCUGUUCCAGUUAGCACCUAAAAACUGCAGCGUGACCAUCCUGGUGUUACCCCAAAACCAGACCUAUGGUACCACCAGAAUAGCUUAUCUAUUGCCCCCUCCUGGCUUUAGCAGAGGUUCCCUUCCAGGUAGCCUCCUAACUUAUUACUCUGUUUCUGCAGAGUGAAAGGGGACCCGUUCUAGAGGAAUUACUCAGGUUUACUAGAAGUUUCUUUUUAGAAAAAAUCCCCAGAGUAUCUUAGACCAGUUACCCUUGGGAGGACUCGGAUACAGCCUUCCAAUAGAAUUGGUAGAUACAUAGGCAGUACUUUUCCAAAAGAAAGUAUCUUUAAUUACAGUAGCACACUGAUGAUACCUGGCUACAAUGUAAUCUAAGCAUAAAGCUCUGGAAAUAAAUCCCUUAACACAAUUUCUUAAUACAAAUUUUAAAAUAUCCCAACUGCAAUGUCAUACAAUUAGAACAGUAUUAAGUGUUGCACCCUGCAUACGGUGAUCGGCCAUGAGCACUCGCGCAGAGCUAGUCCAUGUACAGCUACCCAAGCUGGAAAUAACAUCUCCCAGCUGCUGGGUAGAAGUACCUUUAGCCUAUGUCUCAGUUCUGCCUCUGUUAGGAGGGGAUAAUAGCACUUCCCUAACUUACAGGGGUUUUGUGAGGGUAAAUCUAUUAACUUCUGAGAUGCUUAGAAAUGAUGGUAGAUAGACCAGAUUCAACCCACCACUAGAAAUAUUCUUUAAUCUGCUGUGUCACUGUUGUCUAACUAGUAGAGCUGGUCAAAACUUUUUCUGAUGGGACUUUUUAAUGGAAUGGAAAAUGACCUUUUGUAAAAACAAACACACCAGUUUCAUUUAGAAAUUGUUUAAAACACAUUUUGGUGAGGCUAAAACAUUAUUUUGGACACUUCUGGAACAAAAUAUUUCAACUUUUGGUUUUGGGACCACUGUUUCAUAGGAAAUUUUGAAACAGUAAAUGAAACAUUUUCAGCUGAGAUAAAAACAGGUUUUCAUAAAGCUCAAUUUGCAAGAAACUUCAAAAUCACAAUUUCCUGUGAAAUGAAAAUUUAGGCAUCUGUAUUCUACUAAAUAGUCUGCAUGGAAUGACUAAGGAAACAAGGAUGCGUUUGUAGAUGAGUCUGACAGGAAAACCAAUUCUGAGCAGUGUCUAUCACCCUUUAGUCACUUUGCCAUGAGCAUUAUUUUAGGUCAUGCUGUGCACACCAAAGAUUGGGCUGUUUUCUUUCAGGCUUUUUAUUUUUGUAGUAGUGACCCUGGGGGACUAACUCUUGGAGAGAACUUCUCUGCAAUGAGGUUUGUUUUGAGGAUAAAAUGCAGACAUUUUGAUUUGUUCUUUCAAUGAGGAUUUUAUGCAUUUAAUUCUUGACCCGGACAAUUUAAUAGUAUUUUUAUACACUGCUAUAUGCACAUGUAGUAAAAAUAUAUUUAUUUAGCUUUCAUUCACAUUACUCAUUAAACAAGUUACUUUCCUUUGCACUUAAGGGUCCAGCGUUCAAAAGUGUACUGACCUGAUGCCUGGAAACCAAAACGCAUGUGUGUUUAUACAGGUGCAUGCUUGAACAGCAAUGUGAGGACACUAAAUCCAGCCUGGGCGGUAACAGUUUUAUAUUUUUUUGUUUUUGACGAUUGAGGAUGCUGCCGCCACCACUCCUCUUGACCUUGGAAUGGGAUCCAUUGUUAGCCAGUAUUAAAUGUGUUUCCGGAGAAUCCAGUUCAGACAGCAAUGAAAAAAUAUUUGUAGACAUUUUGGACUGUAAUCCUAGACAGGAUCCAGAAAUAUCAGAAAGUGUACUUUGAGUGUUUUGUAUCGGGGGGAAAAAACGAUGUCCCUGGAACACACUUACUCUCUGAGUAAUUCAUACUCAGGUUCAAACUGGCUAACAGAUGACCAGCAGUGUAACUGUCCACUCAAACUGUGAGGGGAAAAAGUACUAGAAGAUGUUAAGAAUCUGAGAAGGGUAUUAAGGGAUGAUUCCAACUCGUCUUCAAAUAUCCAGCAGAGAACCUCACUGGGCAUGUCUGAGAAAAGGGGAUCAAUGAGAAACUGAAUAUGAGCAAAAUUCAGCUAGUGAAAGGAGGACUGAGUUUAUCUUAGGCAAGGGAGCCUCCUCCCCCCAACUUUCCCUUGGAAGCUCAUUCAGUUCCCAAUCCAACUGAGAAAUCUACGAGCAGAAGAGGCAUCAUGGUCCUGUAGAAGAAGAGGGCCCCGGACUGCAGAUUGUCUCCAUACUUUCUGCAAACAUUUGCUCCAAUACUCCAGCUAGAAAACAUGCAAGUCUGUACUGGGAAGCAAGGGGGGACAGAAGACGAAUUGAAGUAGAGCUACUGCUGGUGAAAUUCCAAGAUAGAAUUUAGCAGAUGGAAAGAUGUUUUGAGCUCCAGUCUCUACAAUGGAUCCAGACACUUGAAGGAACAUAGAUAGGGGUGGCUCUCAAAUGAAAGGGUCUCCCUGCCUCCACUGACCAAAUGAAAGGGGAGCUAGACCACGUAUAGGGAUCACUGGACACAUCCUAUGUAAACUGUAGUAAUUUUUAGAGGAGUAGGGAGUAGGAAUGGCAGCUUUCCUUACACAAAAAUGAUGUCAUGGAAGGUCUUAGGUUUUUGUGUGUGUGUUGUAGGGGGCCUGGAAGGGAGGCAGUAGUAGGGAGCAGUGGUACUCAAGAAUUUCCCCCAAAUCUGCCUCCAUAUGAAAACCUUUUCCACCGUAGCAUGGUAACUGCGGUUGUUCCUGAGACAGCAUUGCUACUGAACCAUCAGGCAGCUGGAAACACUUGUUUACCAGAGCACCUCUGGUGGAUUGUAUUUUGGGUUUUCUACAUGUAUUUUAUUUUUAUUUUUGUGUAUUGUAAACCAACAGUUCCAAAAGAAACUAGCACAGCAACACUUAUUUACCAGACUACAAAAACUGCUUAAGCACUACAAACACCACUGUUUAACAUUCACUGUACUGGGCAGUUUAUUUCAGUAACUAACUUAGAAAGAUUAGAUCAGUUACCAAAUCAAUUUAAAUGCAACUCUUUUGAGGUUAAGUGCAAUUUUUAUAACCGGUAAACCACACUUACAGUUAAAUAAUUUAAGAGGAGAGGCUAAAUAUCCAUUUUCACAUUCAGUAUAAAGCUUUCAGUUUAAUACUCUUUUAUAGGUCAGACUCACACAAGUUGUCACAAACAACAUCUGAAGGUCUGAAAAGAAAGUUAGCACUAAUUCGGCUGUAACACAGUUAUGUCUUGCCCUCAAGCCUCACCAGAUCCCCCAGACAUCUACCAUGAGAGUUCUGUUGUACGACCAGGGCAGUAUAUGGUAUGAUUCCGCCUAUCCUCUUCAAAAAUGUACCAUACAACUCCAUAUGCUAGAUCCCAACUACAGACUGAGCACAUACUAUACAUCUCUUAAGAUCCCCUUUCUAUCCAGAAGCAAAUGAUAAAUUUACUACAACAGAUCUUUUGCAUAUUACUUAGAACUGUAUUAAGGCCAGUAUUUAUUUAGAAAGCUUCAGUCUAAGAAUUCCAAUUUUAAGAAAAAUGUGUCAUGUUCAUACACUAUCUACGGGAAAUGUCUAUCUUACAUGACAUCUAUGUCAGUUAGCACACUUGAAAUGGUGGCCCAGUAUUUCCAUUUUAAACUACAUUUUCAAGAUCGGAUGGAAACUCUGUAAAACUGAGUAACAUAAUAAAUGUACCCAGUAAU